AUGUCAACGGGACUUCCUCCUGGUGGAUUGCUCGGUUUUGAUGAUCCACAGCAAAACGCGAACCAAAGCAAAGUAAAGGUUGAGGAUGCGCUCUCGUAUUUGGAUCAAGUGAAAAACCAAUUCACCCAUGAGUCUUCUGUUUACACACAAUUUCUCGAUAUCAUGAAAGAUUUCAAGAAUCAAACAAUCGACACCCCCGGAGUGAUUCAACGUGUUUCCCAAUUGUUCAGUGGAAAACCCGCAUUGAUCAUGGGCUUUAAUGCUUUUCUUCCCUCCGGUUUCCAAGUACUCAUGAACGAAGGAAAUAACAAAAUUUUGAUCCGAGAACCAAAUGGAAACGUUACAGAAGUUUGCGAUUAUCUAUCUGGAAAUCCACAUCUGAAUACUCCACGAACAGUCUCACAAAUGCCCAUUAUUCCGCCAACACAGGGACCGAUCGAGAUGAAACCCUCAAUACUUCCCGAUUCAUUCGUUCAUCAAGAGCCCACUGUUCAUCAGUUUAUUACAAAUCCAGCUUUGUAUAGAAAUGCAGCGGCGAAUCGAAUUCAACCAGCAGAGAUUACCGUAAGACAACAGAUCACAAUGCAAAUGGCUGCCUCAAAUGCUCAACAACAGCAACAGCAACAGCAAAUGACUCAAGUCUCAAUUUCUCAUCCACAACCACUAACAGUCGCUGAGCGAAAGGCUCCCCCACAACCACAACAAAUCAUUCAACCAGUUCAAACCGUGACACCCAUACAACAAUCAACUCGAGGAGAAAAAAAAGAAAAAACCGAAGAACUGGGAAAUCCCGGCUUUAGUCAAGCACUUGGUUAUGUGAAUAAAAUAAAGAGUCGAUUUCACUCGAAACCAAGCGUCUACAAACAAUUUUUGGACAUUCUCACAAAGUAUCAAGACCAAAUGAAAAUAGCGACAAACUCCGCAGCCGCAGAGCGCUACAUUUUGGAUGCGAUUGGGAAACUGUUUGAAGAUGAACCUGAUCUACUUGAUGAGUUCCGUUAUUUCCUCCCAGAAGCAACAUUGAUGGCCAAAGGGAGAAUUGAAGAACCAAGUAGUGAAGAUGAAUUAGAAGACGAGAUUGAAGAACCCGAAACCAUCGACCAACCAUCGUCAAGUGAAGAGGAGAGUGAAGAUGAGCGAGAAGAUGAUAUUAAAGCGGAGUCUGAAGAACGAAACACCCCAGAAGACAGAUCUCAAUCUUUACGAGGGAAACGUCAACUUUCCGUCUCUCAUUAUGGGCCUGGAAAGAAACCCCGUCUAUCAAGAAAACAAUUGUGGACUCGAGAGGUUCCAAUGGAUGAAGUUGAUGAUUUGUUGACAAAUGAAGAUAUUGAAGUAUUCGAGAAAAUUCGACGAGUAUUACCUACUAAAAGAUACAAAAAUUUCCUCCGUGGCCUCAAUUUGUACACAUCGAAGUUGGUGAAUGAGGAAGAAGUGCUGCAAUUCAUCAAAGCAAUUAUUGGAGAUUUAUUGCCUGAAGUAGUCAACUAUUUCCACGUGAAACUGGGUGUGAGCAUCGAAAGAAUUGAAGAUGAAGCAAGACGUCCAGGGAUCAGUCCCCGAAUUCACAGCGAUCUCGCCCAUGAGAUUGAUUACAACAGUUGCAAGCAAUUGGGUGCAUCAUAUCGAGCUCUCCCCGAUACUUAUCGAAGACCCGUCUGCUCUGGAAGAAAUCAACUUUGUCGAGAGGUUUUGAACGACACUUGGGUCUCAUUUCCUUCAUGGCUUUCCGAAGAUUCGACAAACGUUUCACAGAAGAAAUCUGUUUACGAAGAAUACCUUCAUAAGACAGAAGAUGAUCGAUUUGAGUUGGAUAUCAUAAUCGAGGUGAACAAAUACGCGAUUACCGCAAUGGAGACAAUAAUGAGAAAAAUCAAACAAAAGAAAGAUGUCUUCGUGGAUGAUUGUCUUGGAUCCACAUCAUCAAGUAUUAUGCAAAGAGCCAUCAAACGAAUCUACGGUGAAGCAUCAUUCAAGAUCAUUGAAGCAAUGAAGAAAAAUCCGACUGUUGCUGUGCCUCGAGUAAUCGAACGGCUAAAGCAAAAACAGAGCGAAUGGAUUGACGCUCAACGCAAGAUGAAUGGAAUAUGGAGAGAUCAUAUGGAAAAAUACUUCCAACGAGCAAUGGAUCAUCAAUCAAAUCUCGCUAAAACAGUGGAUGCAAAAUGGAUGAGAGGAAAAGCACUCAUAUAUCAAAUUGAGAAACUUUUUGAUGAAAGACAAAGAAGAUCAGUACUCGGUGAAGUGGCCGAUGAGGGACCACAUCUUGUCAUCACUUAUCCUGUUGAUAUGACAAUCAUUCACGAUGUGAACGAUCUCUUGUUGCACCAUGUGAAGAGAUUUUUCCAAAAAGAAGAGAAAGAGAAAAUGAAAGAGGUAAUUCGAAGAUGGAUCCCUGAAUGGUUUGGUGUGGAAAGAGAACCAGAUAGUGAUGAUGAAGAAACACCAUCAAAUAGCAAACAAGAAGAAGAGGGAAGAAGAAGAACCCGACAAAUGGAGAGAACAAAAAGCCCCGUUCCAGUGGAUAUUGACAAGAUCAAAGAAAAGACAAUGGAUCUCUGGAAUAGGCCAAAGCUGACAACAACAUAUCGAAUGGUUUACGGUGCAAAUCCACUUUUUGUUUUUUUCCGUUUUCAUGGAAUGGUUUGUGAACGACUCGGAAAAUUAAAAAAGAAAUGCGAUGAGAUGGUCGAUGAAUUUAUGAUUGAAGAAGAGAUUCAAAAGAAACGUGAAGAAGUGUACAAAAAGUAUGGGAAAGAUGUGCUGGGACAUGAGAUUAAUGCAAGUGAUCCAUUCAAUGGACUCAGCGCUUUCAAGGCACCUCGAGUCAAUCCGGAGAAACACUAUGCGCUCGCUUUACUUGAAGUGAAAAAUCUAAUGGAUGGAGCAACAGAACAAACAGCUUUUGAAGACAAUGUCAGAACCCUCUUCCCAUCAGAAUUACAUCAAGUGGUUAUGAUGGACAAGUUCAUCAUUCAAAUGUGCAAACAGUUGCAUCAGCUUGUGACCGAGGAGGAAAGUUUCCGAUCAUUGGAUGCUUAUGACAAAUAUCGAAUGAAUAAGGCUCCAAAAAUGUACGAAUUUGAUGAGAAUCGAACCCGAAUUGAGACAGCUUAUUCGGAUUUCGCGGAAAGGCAAUUGAUUCGAGAAAAUUGUUUCAAGAUUUACACGAUUCACGAUGUUGAUGAACCACGAGUGACGAUCGAGCUAGUCGAUACCGAAAAAGAUCUCGAGGAAUUUGACGCAGAAAGGGAAAAAAGAAAUGCAGAAGUUCGGAGAAGAUUUGAAGUGAGAAGAAGAGGGAGAGGAUCGACUGGAGAAACCAACGGAGACAAUGAACAUGGAUCACCUGGGCGAAGUAAACAGUGUCCCGAUGCUGGUCCGGCUUUCCUGAAAAGAAAUGUGAGCAAAGUGUCUUCAGGACCCGAAUCACCGACAAAAUUCUAUCAUGAUGUUUGGGAUACGGUUCGUUUAUCGCCAUAUUCUCCAUCAGUAUGCCCUAAUUUCCGGGCACAGAUGCAACGCUCAAGGAGGAGUUCGAAAGAAAAGAUAGAAGUCUUGAGGGAAAUGGUCAGCAAAAGACACAGAAAAGCCGGGAAAAUGUUGGAGCAAAAUGCGACAGAAAAUGAUGAGGAACCAACAAGAGAAUGGUUGAAUCAAGGAGUGAAAAGGAUAGCCGUCUACAACCCGGACUACGAAUUUCUCACUUUCAAUCGCUACCUCUCAAAAUUACCGCCAAAUUCU
This is a messenger RNA of Mesorhabditis belari, 3744 nucleotides long. NCBI's taxonomy places the organism in Eukaryota, Metazoa, Nematoda, Chromadorea, Rhabditida, Rhabditidae. The record is from the annotation of a GenBank genome assembly.